This is a messenger RNA of Komagataella phaffii GS115, 2925 nucleotides long. RefSeq names its product Nuclear envelope protein that mediates the nuclear export of importin alpha (Srp1p). The record is from RefSeq and is a predicted model, not a curated record. The transcript has a single exon. Gene Ontology annotation, cellular component: nuclear envelope; cytosol. Lineage: Eukaryota; Fungi; Ascomycota; Pichiomycetes; Pichiales; Pichiaceae. Gene Ontology annotation, biological process: protein import into nucleus; protein export from nucleus. Bases 1 to 2925 code for a protein of 974 amino acids. Gene Ontology annotation, molecular function: nuclear export signal receptor activity; small GTPase binding.
AUGUCUGAUAUAGCGUCAAUCUUGGAGAAAUCGCUUCACCAUGAAUAUGCCAAAGAAUCAGAGGCUCAACUGGCAGCACUGGAAAACCAUGAAGGGUUUGCCACCGAAGUGCUGCGAGUUGUCAGCAAUGAAGGGUAUCCCAUGAAUAUUCGAUUGAGUGGAGCAGUGUUCUUCAAGAACUUUAUUCGAAGAAAAUGGCUGGACGAGGAUGGCAACUACAAGGUAUCAGAAGUUGAUGUGAAAAUGAUCAAAAAGGAAGUCAUCGGCUUAAUGAUCCAGUUGCCUCCGUCAUUGCAGGCCCAGAUCGGUGAAGCUGUCAGCAUCAUCGCAGACAGUGAAUUCCCGCAAAGAUGGCCCGAAUUGAUCGACGAACUGGUGGUUAGAAUAGGCGAAGACAUGCUUGUAAAUAGAGGUGUCUUGGUGGUGGCUCACUCUAUCUUCAAAAGAUGGCGUCCUUUGUUCCGAUCUGAUGAACUGUUUUUGGAAAUAAAGCUGGUCUUGGACAAGUUCAGUGUGCCGUUCUUGAAAUUGUUCAAACAUGUCGACGAACUUGUGGAUCAAAAUGUGAACUCGAAAGAACAUUUAGAGGUACUACUGGAUGUUCUGUUGCUACUGGUGAAAAUUUAUUACGACCUUAACUGUCAAGAUAUCCCAGAGUUCUUUGAAGAUAACCUCGCCGCUGGAAUGUCCCUUAUGCACAAAUACCUGUUGUUCAAUCCCCCCGUAUUGAAGAAUGACGAGGAAGAGGAGCAAGCUGAUCUUCUCACUAAAGUUAAGACGGCCAUAUGCGAACUGAUUCAACUGUAUACUAUAAGAUACGAAGAUGUCUUCGGAAAGUUGAUUCCCGAUUUCAUGAAAUGUACCUGGGACUUGCUCAUUGAGACAGACAACAAACCUAAGAAUGAUCUUCUAGUCUCCAAGGCAUUGACGUUUAUGAGUUCCACAGCUAGAAUUCCCGCCCAAGCUGGCUUUUAUCAAGACGAGGAGCAUCUAAAUAAGAUCAUCACCGCCAUCAUAAUUCCUAACAUCCGCAUACGUCAAGCUGAUGAAGAGCUGUUUGAAGAUGAUCCCAUUGAAUUCAUCAGAUUAGAUCUAGAGGGGGCAGACUCGGAGUCUCGCAAAAAGUCUGCAUUGGAGCUGCUCAAAGAGUUAAAGGAACAAAAUCAGUCAAGUGUCACGUCCAUUGGAAUGAAGUACGUGAAUCAGUAUCUACAAGAAUACUUACAAUCUCCUAGUGAGAAUUGGCGCUCUAAAGAUUUGGCGCUCAAUUUGUAUUCAGCACUGGCAGUGAAAGGUACCAUCACCAGUAAUGGUGUUACUUCUAUCAAUUUACUGCUUAAUGUUGUCGAGUUUUUCACAACUACUGUAGCUACAGAUUUAGUGAAUGAUCAGGUGAAUCCAAUUUUAAAGGUUGAUGCUAUAAAGUACAUCUACACAUUCAGAAAUCAACUAACAAAAGAGCAGUUGAUUGAAGCAUUUCAACUUCUCUCUACGCAUUUGAACAACAGUGAGUACGUUGUGUACACCUACACAGCAAUUACAUUGGAGAAGAUUCUAUCAAUUAAACAGCACGGUAAACCCUUGUUUCAAAAAGCAGACAUUCCCACAAACGUACUUCAGCUAUUAAUUACCAAUCUGUUCCAAUUGAUCACAAGCAAGGAUUCAUCUCCCGAGAAACUUGCCGAGAAUGAGUUCUUAAUGAUCUGUGUCAUGCGAAUUCUGGUUGUUUCCGAGGAUGCAAUUAAUCAUCUAAGUAAGGAAAUUUUGACGCAGUUAUUGCGUAUAAUUCAAAGCAUUGCUAAGAAUCCUUCCAAUCCCAAGUUCACACAUUAUACGUUUGAAUCCAUUGCAGCAGUUGCAAAGUACCAAAAGACAAUUGAUGAUGAUCUGUUGGAACUGGUAGUACCUCAAUUAUUACCAAUUUUGGCCGAAGAUGUCCAAGAAUUUGUACCCUACAUUUUCCAAAUUCUGGCCUUCUUACUAGAGAACUACCCGUCAACUAAACCUUUACCAACUGCCUAUGGGCAGUUGAUCAAACCUCUCAUGUCACCUACCGUCUGGGAGUUCAAAGGGAACAUUCCUGCUGUAACCAGAUUGUUGCAGGCAAUUAUUCAACAGUCGCCCCAAAGUUUUGCCACUGAUGCGGAUAUUACUCCUGUACUGGGAGUCUUCCAAAAAUUAAUUGCUUCCAAAGUGAAUGACACUUAUGGAUUUGAUUUACUAGAAACCAUUUUUUUCAACAUUGAUUUCACUCGUUUAGCAAAUUACACUAAAACAGCAGCGAUGCUAUUGCUACAAAGGCUACAAAACUCCAAGACUGAGAAAUUUGUUAAAAGAUUUGUGGUAAUGAUGGCAACUUUUGCAUCGAUCAGUGAAAAGGACCAGAAGCUGGUACGUAAUGCUUCCCUUUUGGGUCCCGAUUUUGUCAUCCAGUUUGUAGACUCAGUUCAGAAUGGUAUUUUUGGACAGAUACUCACAAAUUUCAUUAUUCCUUCGAGUGAUGGGUUCAACAAUCUGAGGGAUCGUAACGUGAUUGUCAUCGGAUUGACCAAUCUCAUCUCCACCAGUUCACAAUUUUACUCACCAGAAGGUAAAUAUCGUUUACAAUUGAUCCCAUUGUUGGACAAGCUAACCCACCUGGUCACCACAGAAUCAAUUUCAGGGUAUUUGAGAACGGAGGACGAGCUUGACACCUCUGAAAAUGAAGAGUUCUUGUUUGGGUCAUCAUUUAAUAAGUUAAACUCCAUCCCCUAUAUUCCAUUCACACCAGUAUUAACCCUAUCUUUGUCCAGUCAAGACCUAAUUCGACAAUUUUUCAAGGAGCGGCUAGGCCAACUGAAUGAAAACUGUGGAGGAACGUUGGGCCAAAUAUUCGGCUCCCUGAGUGUUGAGUCACAGCAAGGACUGGCCUCAAUGGGGAUUUGA